Messenger RNA from Vicia villosa (hairy vetch), 3536 nucleotides. RefSeq names its product formin-like protein 3. The transcript has 6 exons. Gene Ontology annotation, molecular function: actin filament binding. NCBI's taxonomy places the organism in Eukaryota, Viridiplantae, Streptophyta, Magnoliopsida, Fabales, Fabaceae. The record is from RefSeq and is a predicted model, not a curated record. Bases 413 to 2977 code for a protein of 854 amino acids. Gene Ontology annotation, biological process: actin cytoskeleton organization; actin nucleation.
CUUCCAAUUCAACACACCCUUCUCUCUCUCUCUCUCUCUCUCUCUCUCUCUCUCUCUCUCUCUCUCUCUCUCUGAAACUCCUCUUCCCUCAAACAACAACAACAACAACAAUACACAACUUCUUCAACCUCAUUCAUCUAUUUUGUUAUUAUCAACAGAAAUUAAAACCUACAUUCCUCAACCAAACCUCAUAAAACGCUCAAAAAACAAAUUCACCUUUUUCAUCAUACUUCGGUUUCUGGUACAACCUACAUUCCGUUAUCAACAAUAAUUCCCCCCUUGCUGCAAAAUCUGUUGCAACAAUUAUAUUUUCAAACCUGAAGAUGCAUGCAUUCGCGUCUUAUUAAUAGUUAAAACGAUAAUUGAAGUUCUAUGAGAUGAAUAAGAGAUUACACAUUUUUCUUGAAGGGAAAUGACAAAACCUGGUUAUGUUGUUGUUUAUGUCUUUCUUGUUUGCGCUAUGACCAAAGGGGGUUCAGAGGGAAAGAGAUGGAAACAUAAUGAUUUUCAUGCCGAUCAUGCUGGAGAAAAGGCAGAGCAGGUGUGGAGACAUUGUAGAAAAGAAACGAUAGAGAGGAGUUAUGGUAUCAAAGAAUUUGAAUUGCGUUUAUUAGAUGAGACGAGGAGAAAGAGAUCGAAAUAUCUACCUCCCUAUAUGAAACAACACUUUUUGGAUUGCUUAAGAAACAGAAACUAUCCUAUUCCUGUUUCGGAAGAGGAGGGGUAUUUGUUGAAGAAGCAUUAUGAAUCACUCUUUGGUUUAGCAGAUCGACGUAGAUAUUUACUUUCAGAGUUACCGCAUAAUCAGACACCACCGAGUCCUGAUUCUGUUCCAUCAUCCGGAUCAUCACCAAAACUGAAAAAUCAUGUUGCAGCACAAACUACUUCUUCACCUCCAACUCCUGAGUUUCCGUAUCAUGAUUUUACACUCCCUCCGAACGUGUUUGUGCCAUUUUUACCAUCACCUCCACCACCACCACUUCCACCUCGUUCUCUUCCUCCUCCUUCUCCUCUUGCCAAUUUUGAUCAGAAGGAAAUUAUUAUUGCUGCAGUUGCAUCAGGAAUUAUAUUCUUAAUAGGCUUGUUCUUAUGCAUCCGCGAGGUGAGGAAGAGGAAAAAAGUUGACAAAGAUGUCAGGCCUUUACUCGUAUUAAGCUCAAGUGAGAUGUCUGGUGGUAGUUCACAACAGUCCAUAAGUUUCGAAAGUAAUGAUAUGAAAGAAUAUGGUAUUAACUACGGAAUGAAUCCUUCUACUGUUACGAAUUUGUCCAUUAAGCAAGAAGGCAACAAUGCCUCACUGGCUGAGAUAACAUCAUCAGAUGACAAAGGACAAGUACCAGUAUCUCCAUUAAAACAUCUUCCAGGAAGAUCAGACCCCGAGGCUUCACCGCCGCCGCCUCCACUACCCGCUCUUGCACCUCGCCCUCCACCUCCUCCAAAAACGGCUCGGGCUCCACCUGCUCCUCCCAAACCAUUGGAAGGUCGAAACCUUAAAUCACCUCUAGGACCACUUCGUACUAAGGAUGAUGAAGAGUCUGAUACUCCAAAACCGAAAUUAAAGCCAUUUUUCUGGGAUAAGGUUGUAGCAAAUCCUGAUCAAGCCAUGGUCUGGCAUGAGAUCAGAUCAGGGUCAUUCCAGUUCAGCGAAGAAAAGAUAGAGUCUUUAUUUGGCUGUGCCAACCAGAACAGAAAUGAAAGAAAAAAAAAUUCGCCAUCUUUAGAACCUUCUGUCCAGUACAUUCAGAUUAUUGAACCCAAGAAAGCACAGAAUUUAUCAAUUCUUUUACGUGCUUUGAAUGUGAGCACAAAAGAAGUUAUUGGCGCCCUUAAAGAAGGUAAUGAGAUUCCUGUUGAGCUCAUCCAAACAUUAUUGAAGAUGGCUCCAACAACAGAUGAGGAAUUGAAGCUAAGAUUAUUCACGGGUGAUGUUUCUCGACUUGGCCCUGCAGAGAGGUUUCUCAAGGCCUUGGUUGAUAUUCCACUGGCUUUCAAACGUCUUGAGUCACUACUAUUCAUGUUUACACUUCCGGAAGAGGCUUCAAGCAUUAAGGAAUGCUUUAAAAUAUUAGAGGUUUCUUGCAACAAACUAAGGAAAAGCAGGCUCUUCCAAAAGCUAUUAGAAGCAGUUCUAAAGACUGGAAACCGGUUGAACAAUGGAACUUAUCGUGGUGGUGCUCAAGCAUUUAGGCUUGACACACUUUUGAAACUUGCAGAUGUAAAAGGAACAGACGGUAAGACCACACUGUUACACUUUGUGGUUCAUGAGAUUAUUCGUACAGAGGGCAUAAGAGCUGUAAGAACAGAAAAAGCAAGCCAAAGCCAUUCUAGUAUGAAAACCGAUGAUUUCGUCGAUGAAUCAAAUAGGGAAUCAGAAGAGCACUAUCGCGACCUUGGCCUUCGAGUUGUUUCAGGUCUAAUCACUGAACUAGAAGAUGUGAAAAAGGCCGCAGUGAUAGAUGGUGAUGCUCUAACAUCUGCAGUGUUGAAACUUUAUAAUACAUUGGUAAAAUCUGAAGAACUAUUGUAUACGGAUCUGAAGAAUCUAGAAGAAGAUAGCGAGUUUCAACAUUCCCUUGCAAAUUUUGUGGAGAAGGCAAGAGAGGACGUGGUAUGGUUGAUAGGGGAAGAGAAGAAGAUAACGACCGGGGUUAAGAGUACUGCAGAUUAUUUUCAUGGGAAUGCAGGAAAAGAUGAAGGGCUGCGCUUGUUUGUGAUUGUACGUGAUUUCUUGGUAAUGUUGGACAAGGUGUGCAAAGAGGUACAAGCAUCGACAACGAAGACAUUAGCUCCCAAAGGUUCACCUUCUAGCAAGAAAGAGACUCCUUCAUCCUCUCCAGAUAAACGUCAACAAUCACUCUCUGAUAUGCAUAGGAGACUAUUUCCAGCCAUAGCAGAGAGGAGAAUACAUGACUCUAGUUCCUCAUCAUCAUCAUCAUCAUCCUCCGAUGAUGAUGAUGAUAAGAUGUUACCAACGUAGCUUUGAUAUGAAGUUAUGCAAGUGAGUUUGACUUGUCAAUGCGUUCUCUACUUCAUCACAUGGUAGAUUUGACUGCCUUCAAAGUCAAGGUGAAUUGGAGGGCUGGUCCCAAACUUUGCCGAAAUGUAUGUCAUAUAAUGCUACAGAAGGGACGUGUAUUCUGUCAUUGUGACAAGUGGUGAGCAAUGGAGAUUACUGGAUGUCAACUAUAUGGUGUUCCUCAUCAAAAUGUGAAUAACAAGUGAGGUUCUCUUAUAAACCCAAAGAAAGGGGUUGUUAGGACUUACGAAGGGGAGAGAUUGGUUUUUAUUGUUUCUUUUCUCCUCCAUUAAUUUGAUUGGUGUUGUUUCGGGUCCGAGUUAAUGGCGAAAUCGUGAAGUCAAUGGAAUGCAUGACAGUAGUUGAGGUAGUUUUUUUUUUCCCGACAUUCCUCUCUAUUUAGUCAUUAGUUUAGAGGGAACAAUCUUGAUACCGCCGUUUACUUCGGAAGGGUAUGUGAUUGAUGUUAUGGCCUAUGAGUUGUUACUUGUUACUCAAGGAAAUGCUAUUUUUUAAUCUA